UGUGGUGAAAGUGGCUGAAAGAAUUUUGUCGGAAUACCUAGCCCACAAGUACGAAUCCACCGUUGAAAUUUUUUUUAAUGGAAAAAGCAGGAACGAAGCUGCCGAAUUUCUGAAAAAAUUUUAUUGUGAAGUUCGAAAAAGAGAUGGGACAAUAUAUGCGAGAUCUACAAUGAUAGCAAUGUGAUUUGGAUAACAGAGAGUUUUUCUAAAAUCUUACAAGUGGGACAUCAUAAAUGACAGUGAUUUUAAAGGUGCUAACAACAUGUUCAGUGCUUGUUUGAUGAAAAUAAAGAAGGAAGGUAUCCAAACAGAACAUAAAACACUGAUUUCUGAUGCUGAUAUGAAAAAACUUUACAAAUCUAAUGUAUUUGAUACAACUACACCCAGAACUUUACAACAAAUGGUAUUUUUUGAAAUCAUGAUGUUUUUUUGCAAUCGGGGACGACAGAAUCUACGCAAUAUGAAACCAACGGAUUUCCAAAUUUGUGCAGAUUCGGAGGGGAGGAGAUAUGUCGGAAGCAAUGUGUCCAGGCUUACUAAAAAUCAUCGUGAAGCUAUAGGAGACCAUGACAAUACGGCUGCUAGAAUGUACGAAAAACCCGGUAAUCCAGCAUGUCCCGUCAGCAGUUUUGAGAAGUACAUAUCGAAGCUAAAUCCAGCAUGUGAGUUUCUCUGAAAAAAUGUGGCAGAUCAAGCAGGAGUCAGACAACAUGGUUGUGGGAAAAAAUACUCUUGGGCUGUAUGAUGGCGACAAUAAGUAAAGAUGCCAACUUAUCUUUUGUUUACACUAAUCACUGCAUCAGGGUCACGCGUAUUACCUUACUUGACGAGAGCAGAUAUGAGGGUAGACACAUCAUCGGAAUAUCUAAACAUAAGUCAGAGACGAGUCUAAAGCAUUAUUCUUCACAUCUCAGUGAAAAUAAGAUCCAUGGCAUGUCCAACGCUUUGUCCGAAAAAAUUCUUCCCCAGACUGUGACAGUCACCGAGAAAACAACACUCACAGAGCAGACAACUUCGGAAGAAUCUGUGUUAAGUUUGAGUGACCUUGAUUUAUUAGAAAUACCAAUGCUGCCUACAAACCUCGAAUCCCCAUAUGAGAAAAAUGCUCAAAAACAAGACUUUAAUUCGUGCAACUUCAACCAGUGUACCAUUGUCUUUAACAAAUACA
Molecule: messenger RNA, 1168 nt
Organism: Saccostrea echinata
Lineage: Eukaryota; Metazoa; Mollusca; Bivalvia; Ostreida; Ostreidae
Exons: 2
Coding region: 263-676 (137 amino acids)
Source: RefSeq, a predicted model, not a curated record